Pieris napi is the source of this 3310-nucleotide messenger RNA. It is a transcript of the gene eIF3c, whose product is annotated as eukaryotic translation initiation factor 3 subunit C. Gene Ontology annotation, cellular component: eukaryotic translation initiation factor 3 complex. Gene Ontology annotation, biological process: translational initiation. The transcript is spliced from 7 exons. Gene Ontology annotation, molecular function: translation initiation factor activity; translation initiation factor binding; RNA binding. The record is from RefSeq and is a predicted model, not a curated record. Lineage: Eukaryota; Metazoa; Arthropoda; Insecta; Lepidoptera; Pieridae. Bases 189 to 2828 code for a protein of 879 amino acids.
GCAUUGCGGUGCGGUUGCCUUUUGACGUGUAGAUUGUAGUGUUUCGUGGGCGCAUUUUUCAGUGUAUAAAAUUUUAUAAUUAAGUAAUUAAUUUCAUGAUUGAACUUUUGCACAAUCUACACUCACAUAAAAACAUUUUUCAUAUAAUUUUACUUCAUUUGAAGGUGAAAUUUUAGCCGGUAGUAAUCAUGAGUCGUUUCUUUGCAACUGGCACAGACUCUGAGUCUGAAACUUCUUCAGAGGAGGAGCAUGUAGUACGAGCACCAGCGCCCGUAUACACGUUCAGCGAUGAUGAAGAGGAAACGAAGCGUGUUGUGCGGUCUAUGAAAGAAAAGAGAUAUGAAGAGUUGGAAGGAUUUAUCCAUUCAAUAAGAAAUCAUCGUAAGAUCAAAGAUUUCUCCUCUGCAUUAGCUUCAUUUGAGGAGUUACAAAGGGCAUACACCCGAGCUUCUUCUGUCAUUCAAAAGGAAGAAAAUGGAAUUGCACCACGAUUCUUCAUUCGAGCUCUGGUAGAGUUAGAAGACUGGGUUACAUCAGCCUGGAAUGAUCGUGAAAGCAGAAAGGCCAUGUCUAAAGGAAACAGCAAAGCUUUGACCUCCUUGAGACAGAAACUAAGAAAAUAUACUAAAGAGUUUGAUUCUGAAAUUGUAAAGUUUCGUGAGAAUCCUGAUCUUCCAGAUGAUGAUGAAGAGCGUAAGGAUGAACCAUCGUCUGAUGAGUCAGAUGAAGAAGAAAAAGUUAAAGAAAAGCCUAAAGUUCGUCGUUCACCAGAACCACAACGUCGGCCAGCUCCUCAAGAGGAUGAAUCCUCUGAUUCCAUGGAUUGGGGAUCCAGUUCCUCUGAGUCUAGUUCUAGUUCUGAUGACGAAACCCGAGGGGCUGCUACUCUUCGUGAGCGCUUUCUUAAGCGUGCAACAGAGAGGGAUGAUGAUGAAGAGGGAGACAGGCGCAGGGCCAGAAGAGAGAGACGUGAGAGGGUGGGCAAAGUGAGCAAGAAAGACCAGGUUGAUGAUGGUGGUGAAUGGGAGACAGUAAGAAAAGGUGCUGCUACUUCUGACAAACCAAAAAUGUUUGCUAAGGAUAGUGACAUUGAUGCUGCCCUAGUUGUAAAGAAACUGGGAGAAGUCAGUGCGGCUCGAGGCCGAAAACGCACAGACCGCCGUGCCCAACUAGAACUAUUACAUGAACUGCGCACUGUCGCUGCACAACACAAUCUUGGUGAUGCUCUUCAGUUAAAACUACGCGCAGCCACUGUUGCAGCACUCUUUGAUUACAACCCUAAGGUGUCUGAUGCUAUGAAACCUGAAUAUUGGUCACGGCUUGUUGAAAACGUGGAUCAUAUGGUAACUAUUCUCUUAGCUAACGAGGACAUGGUGCUUAGUGAAACAAUCACAGACGAAACAGAGCAACUUGUAACUGCUCCAUUUCAAGUUAGAGGCAGCUUGCUAAUAGCGCUCGAGCGAUUAGAUGAUGAGUUCACUAAACUUUUGAAGGAAUGUGAUCCUCAUUCCAAUGAAUAUGUUGAGCGAUUAAAGGAUGAAGUGAGAGUCUCGGCUCUGAUUGACCGAGUCUGUCAAGUUGUGGAGCGUGAUGGCACCCCUCAAGAAAUAUGCCGUGCUUAUCUUCGUAAAAUUGAUCAUCUUUACUAUAAAUUCGACCCACGUGCCGUGAAGAAAGAUCAACCUCCUAGCGAGGAAACUUCUAUUAAGAAGAUGGAGAAAUUUUGCAAAUACAUCUAUGCAAACGACGAAUCUGAUCGUCUACGUACGCGUGCCAUCUUGUCGCACAUCUAUCAUCACGCUCUGCAUGAUAACUGGUUCCAAGCGCGUGAUCUCUUGCUGAUGUCUCAUUUACAAGAGAAUGUUCAGCAUUCCGAUCCCAGCACUCAGAUUCUGUACAACCGCACUAUGGCCAACCUAGGUCUGUGUGCAUUCCGUCGAGGGAAUGUAAAAGAAGCACACGGUUGUCUAGCCGAGCUAAUGAUGACUGGAAAGCCUAAAGAACUGCUCGCUCAGGGUCUUUUGCCGCAGCGUCAGCAUGAGCGAUCUAAAGAGCAAGAAAAGAUUGAGAAGCAGCGCCAGAUGCCUUUCCAUAUGCAUAUAAACUUGGAGUUACUGGAAUGUGUGUAUCUGGUAUCUGCUAUGUUAAUUGAGAUACCGUAUAUGGCUGCACAUGAGUUUGAUGCCCGUCGUCGUAUGAUAAGUAAGACGUUUUACCAGAACUUGCGCGCGAGUGAGCGUCAAGCUCUUGUGGGUCCGCCCGAAUCGAUGCGAGAGCACGCGGUUGCGGCUGCUCGGGCCAUGAGACGCGGGGACUGGCGAGCAUGCCUUAAUUUCAUCGUUAACGAGAAAAUGAAUGCCAAGGUAUGGGAUUUGAUGGUUGGCGCCGACAACGUCCGGGCUAUGCUUGGUCGUUUGAUCAGAGAGGAGUCACUCCGUACUUACUUAUUUACAUAUGCUCAUGUCUAUGCUUCACUAUCCCUUCGUUCUAUGGCCGACAUGUUCGAGAUGCCGCGUCAACGCGUGCAUUCGCUUGUCUCAAAGAUGAUUAUUAAUGAAGAAUUGUUAGCCUCACUUGAUGACCCCAGUGAAUGUGCAAUCCUUCAUCGCUCGGAGCCCACUAGAAUGCAGGCGCUGGCGCUACAGUUGGCUGAUAAGGUGGGCAACUUGGUGGACUCAAACGAGCGUAUUUUCGAGAAGCAAGGGUCGUUCUUCCAGCGGGGUGGAGCCCCAAGGGGCGAAGGCCGACAACGCGACCGCCCCCGGGAAGGGUGGGGGCGCCGGCAACGCAACCGCCGUCGGGACGACGACCGCACCCACGAAGAUUAAAGCAUAAACGAUCGUACUCUAUCCAUAAACUAACUACCCUGAAUACUUUUCUACCAUUUGUAUCUGAAGAAAAGUGCUCACAGAACUUAGUCAUAGACAAUGUGCAGCAAGCUUAUGAAGAUUCAAAAGAAAAUGUCACCAAUUCAGUAUAUAUAGAAAAAUUUCAGACAUUAAUAUGCAUACAUAAUAUCAUUCCUUCACUACGAUUUUCUUUUUCAAAACAAUCCAUACAUUUCGAUAAAGCUGCUAGUGUCUAUUCUCAAAUCUUCUUUUAUACACCCGGAAGGAGGCGCCCUUUCAUAUUACUACAGUAAAUAUCGUUAUAUGUAGUUAUGUGAAAGGGCGCCGCAAAUACUACAGAUUCCGAAUACUUACUCCAUCAAUAUUUGUCUAUUUAUCAUACAAUUAGCUUUUCAUAUGGUGAAUGAUAUCAAAUAUAAAAACCCGUUUGUAUUCGUUUUUAAAUAAAUUUGUUGCAAUUC